This is a messenger RNA of Exophiala bonariae, 570 nucleotides long. RefSeq lists its product as uncharacterized. The record is from RefSeq and is a predicted model, not a curated record. NCBI's taxonomy places the organism in Eukaryota, Fungi, Ascomycota, Eurotiomycetes, Chaetothyriales, Herpotrichiellaceae. The transcript has a single exon. The coding region runs from base 1 to 570 and encodes 189 amino acids.
AUGACGAAAAGGCAUGCUGACUCUCAACCCACAUUAUCUCUUCGAGAGAAUGAGCACCCAUGGCACGCCAGAGGGUAUCGACCUGAGUUGGCAAACUCAAAAAGGUCUCCGAAUGAGGAUCCCCGAGGCGAAAUAGCAUAUCAAAGGGCAUUCGCGGACGCUGCAAAGCAAAAUCCGCCACGAGUGCCCAAUCCCGAUUUCUAUCCCAAUUCACCUUCAGCCAGGAAUUAUAUCCUGAAAAGAGCUGAGGCUCUCUUCUCCGUGAGGAAGAAUUCGAGUCUUCCAAAUACCCCAGCAUCAUCAUCUUCUCCACAAAGUCAAUAUGAAAGGCAUGACUCUCCUCGACAUGACAAGAGACAUGUCUCUCACAAACCAAAUCUCAAUAUCAAAUUAGAGCCAACUGCUUAUAAUCACAUGAACAAUGCCUAUCAACAUUCUCCCACCACAGCCAGACCAAUUGAGGAGCCUCGAGCAUUUGGUCAUGGUCCUCCAAUGACCCUUGAGCCAAACCCAGAGAGGUACGCUCCAAAACCACCACAAAACCCGUUUGCCUCAUCUAGGCGCACUUGA